GGUUGACGUUGUCGUUUUUUGUUUAUGUUGAACGUUUUCGGAAAAGUCGGCUGUUUUCCCCCGUCUUGCCAGCCAUGAAAAGCUUAUAAAAAGCUAAAUAUAAAAAUCAGCUCAGCGCGGCCAAACACACAGUGAGUUCUUUGCUCGGUGCAUUUUUUUUCAUGUCGAUGGAAAAUAUGUGAGUCGAGACAGGAACGGAACGCAGCAGAAACGCAUCUUGUAUGUGUGUAUAUGUAUAUAUGCAACGGUGUGCCUGUGUUUGCAUUUGUGUGCGAGUGGCUGGUGCAAGGGAAAAUCCUUAUUAUAAAUGAAAACUGGUGAAAUGUACGACAACCAACUCCCACUUGUACGUGUGCGGGGUGCGCAGUGAAGAAGGGUGUUUACCUCUGUCCGAUUUCCUGUGUGUGUUUGAGUGCAUGUGUGUGUGUGCGUGCCAGAUAGACUCGAAUUUCUGUUGGUUUUUUCCGUCCGUUGGAGGAUAUUAGUGUCGCAGGACGGCAUUAGCCGCAAAAGGUUAAUAUGCUUGCAGACAUCCAUUAAUUGCGCAAAAGGUCACAAGUUAGACACUACGCAAUGUGGUAGGGGCUAUUUGGUGGGUGGGACGGACGGGAGCCAGAGGCUGCUGGUGCGAAGAACAAAGAGGACGAAAAACACUACGGGGUGAAUUCGUCGCGCGGCGAAUUCGGAUCGGAAACGAGAGCGGGCAUAGAAAAGGAGCAAAGGAGCAAGCAAAAAGUAAGGACUGUCGCCAACCGGCAAAUUGGUAAUUAUGUCAGCGGCGGAACUUGAGGCGGAAGCUGCCGCAAAGGAACAGCAGCCAGAGCAGCAGCAAUCCCACAGCGAGCAAACACACACUGCCAACGCGGAGACUUUAAGCACCACAAACAACUACAAAGAGAAUGUGGAUAUUGACCAGCAGCUUCAGCUACACGCCCAGAUGCAACAGCAACAGGAGGGGGACAACGGACUGGCCGGCCUGGGCCUGAGCCUGAUGCAGAACUCGCCACCGCCGCACAGCUAUCGUCAUUCACGAGCCUAUCGCCAUUUUAAAAACCCGCCGCAGCCGCACAUGUGCAUCCGCACAACCACUGAGACGGGCGAGGAGCUGUUCAUCAACGUCCUUAGCUGGACGCGUAUUGUGAUACCGCAGGAGCCCAGUGAUCCCAUACCCCUAUAUGGAGGCAUGCGCGUGCCGCCUGGCAGCCCGCGUAGCCCGCCCAUUGUCUUUGCUGUGAUGGCCAAUCCAGAGGUCCUCAAGGACUCUGGACGCCACAGCAAAGAUCCAGAGGAGCGACGCGCAAUGGUUGAGCUAAUGUGCGACUUUGUGGAGGCUAUGAAUCCCGGCGUGAAACUAGUCAGAAACGCUGUCAUACUCAAAGAUCGGGACAUUUCUGGCGAGUUGAAAGAUGUCUGGAAUGCCGUGCAGGCCCAGCGGGACCGCGAGCGGGAGGAGCAAAUGCUCCAGCAGCGACAGCAGCAGCACUACCAGAACAUCACCACACAGCAAAUGUUUCCCAAAUCGCCAGAUGCGGCACGAGCUGCAAGUGCUGGCGCCGGCGUAAACGAAGCCAACUCUCCACCAGCUCACAUUGGUGAGCCGCUGAUGGCAGAGCAUGGAAAUAUCAGUGCCAAUGGCAUCACUUUGGCAGUGUUUGCACAGCAGCUGGAUAACAAAGUGGCCAGCGAGCAGACGGAACAGCAGCAGCAUGUGGAGUCGCUGCCAACGAUUGAGGAUGCCUGUGUGGAUCAAACGGAUGCUGGAGGCAGCUCAGGGGCCAAUACGAAUGGCUCAACGACCGGCAUGGACAGUCAACAGGCGGCGGAGACCGAACCAGAGCUUAAGAACGCCACACCCGUGGCUACCAAUGGAGCCGGCACUCCCACAACAAGCGCUUCAACGCACAUGCCAGCUGCCACGCCACCGACUACGGUCGCACCCACACCCACACCCGUAGCAGCUGCACCAGCCAAGAAGGAGAAACUUGGAGGCUUCCUGCCCAACGGCUGUAUCUUCCCGCGCUUCAAGAACAACAAGCACAAGGACAAGGACAGCAGUCACAAGGAGGGCAAGAGCAAAGAGAAGACCCUCCUGAAUGCCCUCAAGAAGAGCAAAGAGAAGAAGGUGGCUCCCAGCGAGCAGGCGGCUGGCGAGAAGGCUGCCGCCUCAUCGGACAAUGGCACCACGCAGUACGAGAAGAACUGCAUCAACAAUCUGGAGUGCGAGGUGCAGAAGCUUGAUCUGAACGGCAGCAACAACGACACAAAUAUGUUCAUCAAGCUAAAAGUGUCAUCGGCCAGCGCCACAGCAGCUACCGCGGCCAAGUAGGAGGGGAGGGGUGCAGAUGAUUUAUACUCAACAUUUUGUAGGUAAGUUGGCGUGGAAUAGGAGGGAGGGACACCCAAGCCCAGGCACUCACUAGCAUAGUGGUGGCUCCACAGAGUAGGGAUCGUAGCUUCUGGAGAGAGAGAGGGUCAGGGUCUGUAGGAGUCACUGUUGUAGCACGUAGGGUUAGAGUCGUGUAGCAUAUACAAGAUUUAUAUAUACAGAAUACGUUUAUAUAUAUACAACCCACUUAUACACGUUGAAUCGGUCAAUUUUUGGAUACAAAAUCCAGCCGCAGACUCGAAAAAGAACCAGAACUACUCGUAGAACAGUUGUGCCAUGCUCCCCAUGCUCAUAGACAUACAUAGACGAUGACAUACACUAGCAGAAUCUUCCCCAGAAUCGGCAUUUAACUGAGAAAUGAUAAACGUAUUUAUAUAGUUCGAUAUACAGAUGUUUGCCUUAUAUACAAGAUGUCCCCACAGAGAGAGAUAGAGAGAGCGAUAGAGUCCUAAAACCCC
Molecule: messenger RNA, 2844 nt
Organism: Drosophila guanche
Lineage: Eukaryota; Metazoa; Arthropoda; Insecta; Diptera; Drosophilidae
Exons: 4
Coding region: 770-2326 (518 amino acids)
Cellular component (GO): cytoplasm
Source: RefSeq, a predicted model, not a curated record